UUUGUAAAACCCCACUUACCAAAAAGAAAAACAAAAGACUUGUAAAAGCACCUCCUCAGUUCCCACAGAGCUGAACAAGUAGCAGCAACAGACAGUAGCAUUCUUUCAGACAAGAAGAAGAAGAAUAAUAAGAAAAUGGGAUCAAAGAGCAAAGCGAAGAAGAAAGGUUCAGUUUCACAGGAUCUUCUAGAAACCCUAGGAGACUUCACCAGCAAAGAUAACUGGGACAAAUUCUUCACCAUUCGCGACGACUCUUUCGAAUGGUACGCCGAAUGGACUCACCUAAGGGACCCACUCAUCUCCCUCCUCCAAACCCUAACUUCCCCUCCGCCUCUUCACAUUCUCGUUCCCGGUUGCGGCAACUCCCGUCUCUCCGAACACCUCUACGAUGCCGGCUACACUUCCAUCACCAACGUUGAUUUCUCCAAAGUCGUUAUCUCCGAUAUGCUCCGCCGUAACGUCCGUCCUCGUCCUCUCAUGCGCUGGCGUGUCAUGGACAUGACCGCCAUGCAGUUUGAAGAUGAGAGUUUCAGCGCUGUCGUUGAUAAAGGUGGAUUGGACGCUUUAAUGGAGCCUGAGCUUGGUUCAAAUUUGGGAAAUCAGUAUCUCUCCGAGGUUAAGAGAGUUUUAAAGCCUGGGGGAAAGUUUGUGUGUCUUACUUUGGCUGAAUCUCAUGUACUUGAUAUACUUUUCUCGAAGUUUCGACUUGGCUGGAAAAUGAGUGUUGAUGCCAUACCUUUGAACUCUUCUAGUAAACCUAACCUUCAAACAUUUAUGGUGGUUGUGGAGAAGGAGCUGUCUACUACAGUACACCAGAUUACAUCUCUACUACAUAGUGCUUCACUUCAUUGUAAUUCAGAACAGGCUUUUGGACUCCGGGAGGCUCUUCAAAAUGAGAAUCAAAUUCGUGAUAAAUUAUCCAGUAGCUCUGAUACACUAUACUCCGUGGAAGAUCUGCAAGAGGACCUGAAAAAUCUUUCCCAAGGCCGGCGAUUGCAGCUAACUUUGGGUGGCCAAGGGUGCUCUGCUUUCUCUUAUAGAGCUGUAGUUCUUGAUGCAGAGGAACAGUCUGAUCCAUUUACAUAUCACUGUGGGGUUUUCAUUGUGCCUAAGAUUCGUGCUCACGAAUGGCUCUUCUUUUCGGAAGAAGGACAAUGGAUGGUGGUCAGAAGCUCCAAAGCAGCUCGUCUCAUAAUGGUUUUCUUGGACACCAGCCAUACUAAUGCCCGCAUGGAUGAGAUUCAGAAAGAUUUGUCUCCUUUGGUUAAACAGUUGGAACCUAAUGAAAAUGUGAAUGGAGCUCAAAUACCUUUCUUGAUGGCAAGUGAUGGGAUCAAGAAGCGAAACAUUGUUCACCAGAUCACAUCUUCAUUAACUGGAUCAAUUAUUGUUGAAGAUGUAGUUUAUGAAAAUGUUGAUAGUGAAGUCAGUUGUAUCUUUCCUUCUAGAGAGUUGAUGUUUCGACGCCUAGUAUUUGAAAGAGCUGCAAAUUUGGUUCAGUCUGAAGCUGUGCUAAGAGACGAACUUUUACCUACAAAGUUGGUUGGUGAGACAGAAACAAAGAAAGUCAACUCAUCCUCAAAAUCUAAGAAAAGUGGAUCUCAAAGACAGAUUGAUGGAGCAUCUAACCAGUUGACUGUCUAUCAUGGCUAUGUUGCUAGUUCUUAUCAUACAGGGAUUAUUUCAGGAUUCUCGUUAAUAUCCUCUUACAUGGAAAAUGUGGCAUCAAGUGGGAAAAUGGUAAAAGCUGUAAUCAUAGGACUUGGAGCAGGUUUACUUCCUAUGUUUCUUCACAGGUGUAUUCCAGUUUUGGAAAUCGAGGCAGUGGAGUUAGACCCUGUAAUUGUUGAUAUUGCAAGGGAGUACUUCAGUUUUGUUGAUGAUAAACGCUUAAAGGUGCAUAUAUCUGAUGGGAUCCAGUUUGUUCGAGAGAAUGCUAGUUCUGGAACAGCUCAGAUUCAUAGUAAAAGUAAUGACCCUAGCUAUACCGAUUCUCCUUCAAAUGAGAGUUCAACUGCUUCUCCUUCUCAUGCUGAAGGUGUAGAAGCUACAAAAGUUGAUAUAGUUAUUGUUGAUGUUGACUCUUCAGACUCAAGCUCUGGACUGGCAUGCCCUGCACCAGACUUUUUGGACGAGUCUUUUCUUGAGACUGUAAAGGAUAAACUUUCAGAGCAAGGUCUCUUUGUUGUCAAUUUGGUGUCGCGGUCCCAAGCCAUCAAGGAUAUGGCUCUCUUGAGAAUGAAAAAGUUGCAAGCUCUGAAUGUCUCCUGGUCAUGCUUGUUCUGAGGAGAUGAUGCCAGACUGCUGUGUAUCUCAUGAUAAGUAGCUUCACUCUGGAAAACCAAAUAAUGAGAUUAUACUACUUUUUUCUUGAGAAAUUUUAAACUGACUUUUUAUUCAUUCAUCUAAACUAUUCUUUGAUGCAUACAUUGGCAAUUUCAAAAUUACUUUUAGAAUGGAAGUGACAGCAUAAAAUAUGAGAAUCUUUAUAAAAUACUACCAUAUAGUUCAAUUUCAUUAAGAUUAUUUACUCUAUUACGCAUAAUUUUUAAAUUCAAGCCACCAUAGAAAGGCAGUCCAGCAACCGAGAUGGGGAUUUGGCGGUGGUCGUAUGUAUGCAGCCUUAAUAUCAUAAGCAGAGAGGAUUUGCUUCAAAUGAAACCCAUCGCCAUUUGGUGAGAAGGCACUUAUUAUUUUGCCAUAGCCCAUGGAUUGGCCUAAAAUCAAAUGCAUCCUUGUGGUUGGAAUUUUAAUUUGUAACAAUUACAAAUUUUGUCCCAAAGUUAGGCUGAAGCAAGUCUAACUCAUUAGUCGUAUAUAUUAUGCAAAAGUGUUACAAAAUUAUUUAACGGAUAAUCUUGUAUAAAAUUUUAACAAACUGUUAAUUCAUUCUUUCUAGUAUGACAUUUCAGUUUUUUUUCUUCGAAGAGGAAGCAUUUUCUUGUUUAUUGAGAAUGUUACACUCUGGAUGUUGCUAUCCAACAUAUAACUAUCUAUUCAGUAUUGAAUUUUGAUCUGCUGACAAUGUAAAUAUUUUACACCAUGCAUUGUUCACUAAACAGCAUGUGAGUAUGGUCAUGGUUACUGUAGUUAGACAUUGAUUAUUAUUCUGCAAUAUUAU
Molecule: messenger RNA, 3121 nt
Organism: Cicer arietinum (chickpea)
Lineage: Eukaryota; Viridiplantae; Streptophyta; Magnoliopsida; Fabales; Fabaceae
Source: RefSeq, a predicted model, not a curated record